GCGUAGGGGUGUUUCGCUAGGCUACAAACAAUCACUCCGGACGCGGUCAGGCCUAAGCCAGAAGGCAAGGGAAUUUUCUCUUUGUUUACCAAUACCUGCCUCGCUUGUUUUCUUCUCAAACUCUUCCUCCUUCGUCCUCCUCCAAGUUAAUUUCUUAUCCAACCCAGAAAAAGAAAAUGGAUGCUAUAGACUCAGUCUUCGACCCCCUCAGAGAAUUCUCCAAGGAUAGCAUCCGCCUCGUUAAGCGCUGCCACAAGCCAGACCGCAAAGAGUUUACAAAGGUUGCGUUCCGUACUGCGAUUGGGUUCGUGGUGAUGGGGUUCGUUGGGUUCUUUGUGAAGCUGAUCUUCAUCCCCAUCAACAACAUCAUCGUUGGGUCCGGUUAAAUCAGGUUAUUUGAGAUUGCUGGCCCACAAAAAGGAUGCGGUAGAGUAGUCAACACACGGGAGAGAAAAGAUCCAUGAUUUUGUGGGUUUUACUUUUUUGUCAGAAAAAAUACCUUAGCAGCAUUGUCAUGUUUUCAGAGUAGAUAUGAGUAAAGUUUUACGUCUUUAAUCUUAGUUCUUAGUUUGUUCUGAUGGAUGGAUGUUUAGAUUCGUUUGGUAUACUUACAAUGGAAAGAUAAUUUUCUCUCUUA
Messenger RNA from Carya illinoinensis, 637 nucleotides. Its product is annotated as protein transport protein Sec61 subunit gamma-like. Gene Ontology annotation, molecular function: transmembrane protein transporter activity. Gene Ontology annotation, cellular component: membrane; Ssh1 translocon complex. Gene Ontology annotation, biological process: protein targeting; post-translational protein targeting to membrane, translocation. The transcript is spliced from 3 exons. The record is from RefSeq and is a predicted model, not a curated record. Bases 177 to 386 code for a protein of 69 amino acids. NCBI's taxonomy places the organism in Eukaryota, Viridiplantae, Streptophyta, Magnoliopsida, Fagales, Juglandaceae.